Molecule: messenger RNA, 892 nt
Organism: Bactrocera tryoni
Lineage: Eukaryota; Metazoa; Arthropoda; Insecta; Diptera; Tephritidae
Product: probable peptidyl-tRNA hydrolase 2
Exons: 2
Coding region: 173-718 (181 amino acids)
Cellular component (GO): cytosol; mitochondrion
Molecular function (GO): peptidyl-tRNA hydrolase activity
Source: RefSeq, a predicted model, not a curated record
GUUCAAAAUUUCGGAAUCUUUGUUUAAAGCUGUGCGAAUAUUUAUUUCGAAUCAGCAUUUAUUCAACUUUUUCGUUUUUGAACUGAAAUUUUAAGAUUGUCUCCAUUUUUGAGGUCAUAAUUAAAAGUCCUUCUUAAACUUGCCAUACAACUCAAACCUCAAUAUACAACAAAUGGGAGACAAUAGAUUGUUGGAUACCACGCAGGUUAUCAAUGGUAUUGCAGUACUGCUCUCGUUUUUCGUAGGUUACAAAUAUGCCCUAAAAAAGCAUGAUGUCAACCAGGAUUCUGCCGGCGCAAGAAGUACUAAUCAGGGUACAGGGGAUGCUACCACUUCCUCUGAGGGUUUUUUUGCCAGCUUUAGCAACAAUUACAAAAUGGUCUUGGUAGUGCGCAAUGACCUGAAAAUGGGUAAGGGCAAAAUAGGUGCACAAUGUGGUCACGGAGCUGUAGGCGCUUAUCAGAAAGCUAUCCAACGCAAUCCACGCCUAGUACGUGCUUGGGAGAAUACCGGCUGUGCUAAAAUUGCAUUACGCGUUGAAAGUGAAGCUGAAAUGAUGACCAUUAAACGCGCAGCAGAUGCACACAACCUUACAACAUGUCUGAUACGUGAUGCUGGUCGUACACAAAUCGAACCUAAUUCGAAAACUGUACUAGCCAUUGGUCCUGCAACCGUAGAAGAUAUCGACAAAGUUACUGGUCACUUGAAGCUGUUGUAAACUGUUUCAUACUUGAUGAAAUCAAGAUACUCUUUGCGAUAGCAAUACGCUUAUCAUUUUAGUGUAAGCUCAACAUAAUGAAAUACGCAUGCGUAAUAUUACAAUUUUAUAUUUAGAAUACAAUAAGAUGUUACUUUGUAUAUUAACUUGAAUAAAAAUACAUAAUUUAUUUAA